Messenger RNA from Racocetra persica, 177 nucleotides. The record is from the annotation of a GenBank genome assembly. NCBI's taxonomy places the organism in Eukaryota, Fungi, Glomeromycota, Glomeromycetes, Diversisporales, Gigasporaceae.
GUAUAAGAGUUUUAUACAUUAAACUUAUUUUACAACAAGUCAAAAACCUCAGAAUAACUAGCGGUCUCAAACCCGGUCAUAAGCUAUGUAUUCCAGCACUUUUACCACUACGCCCCAAAAGGGCACUAUUGAUGUGCGGGCGAAAGUCUAUCAAAGGUAAUAAACCAGAUGUUCAAG